Messenger RNA from Cuscuta campestris, 939 nucleotides. The record is from the annotation of a GenBank genome assembly. NCBI's taxonomy places the organism in Eukaryota, Viridiplantae, Streptophyta, Magnoliopsida, Solanales, Convolvulaceae.
GGAACCGGGGGGACCUCGGUAGAGCCGGAGAAGUCAUCGGAGAUCCAAUCGGCCACCACGAUGUCGUCGAUGAUGGGAAAUAGGUAAUUCCUGACCACGGACAAGUGAAGAUGGUGCGCGUUGUACUCUUCGAGGUCCGACGCGGAGUCGUAGCGGGAAUGGAAGAGAUGAGUGAACGCCGGCGCCGGCGACUGCGUGCGGAGGAUCGGACCGGUGGUGAGAUGGCGGACCUGCGGGAGGGAAGCGAGGCCGUAGAGGUUUCUGAGCAUGUCGUUAAUCUUGGAAUGCUCGACGCCCGGCUUUGUUCUGACGAGCACCACGUGUUCGACGAUUUGCUUCGCUGAUACAUUGACAGAAGAAGCCGGGGAGACACGGCGGCGCGUUGUGGCGGUUGCGGCGCCGGUGCUGAGGAGUGGAGAACAAAGUGGUUUGACGGAAAUCAUUUUCUCUGUCAAUGGGAAUAUGAUGGAGGCUUUCUAUCUGAUGCCGGAUAUAUAUAUAUCCGGCGCGGCCAUAUGAAUCGAUUCGCAGAGACACCUAUCUUCUUCGCUGGGCUCUUCAGUCUUCAAGAUCUCUAAUCUUCUUCGCCGCGCUCUAGGAUCCAACUCGCCAGUUCGCUGUGCUCCAACAUUCGACUUGCCACUUCGCCAGUUCGCCACAAUUGGAAGUAAAUCAGACUGAAAUCACCGACUCGCAGUCCAACUCUCCAGUCUCCAGUGUCCAGUUCGCCACAAUCCUUGGCGGACAAUAAUCCUGAAUCAGACUCGUCAAUCGCCAAUUCGCCAGUUUCUUUUUCAAUCGCAGGAGAUUUUUUGAUUGGUCACCCACAAGAUUGGAUGUCAAUUGCCUAAUCCACAACAUCAUUGACAUUCACAUUUUGCUUGAUACCAUCGGAAGUCCAGAACCAACCACCAGAUGUUAUAAAAUUAUAUGAUUAUA